AUGGAGUGUGCGUGGAAGCCAGACGAGCAAGGACUUCAGCAGAUUCUUCAGCUGCUUAAAGAGUCCCAAUCGCCGGAUACGUCCACGCAGAGAUCUGUCCAGCAAAGAUUGGAGCAGCUGAAUCAGUUUCCCGACUUUAACAACUACUUGAUAUUUGUUCUGACCAAGCUCAAAUCAGAAGACGAGCCGACACGCUCCCUGAGCGGCUUGAUACUGAAGAACAAUGUGAAAGCUCACUAUCAGAACUUCCCUCACGGCGUGUCUGACUUCAUCAAGGGCGAGUGCCUCCAAAACAUCGGCGAUUCUUCGCCGCUCAUCCGCGCAACCGUGGGUAUCCUGAUUACCACUAUCGCGUCAAAGGGAGAGCUGCAAAACUGGCCAGAGCUUUUACCCAAACUGUGCCAGCUGCUGGAUUCUGAAGACUACAACACGUGUGAGGGGGCUUUCGGAGCCCUGCAAAAGAUCUGCGAGGACUCUGCCGAGGUCCUGGACAGUGACAUGCUGGAUCGACCCCUCAACAUCAUGAUCCCCAAGUUCUUGCAGUUCUUCAAGCACAGCAGCCCCAAGAUUAGGUCUCAUGCUAUCGCCUGUGUCAACCAGUUCAUCAUCAGCAGGACUCAGGCCCUCAUGAUGCACAUUGACGCUUUCAUCGAGAACCUGUUUGCGCUGGCCACCGACGAGGAGCCAGAGGUGCGCAAAAACGUGUGCCGAGCGCUUGUCAUGUUGCUGGAGGUCCGCCUGGACCGACUGCUGCCACACAUGCAUAACAUUGUUGAGUACAUGCUUCAGAGGACACAAGACCAGGAUGAAAACGUGGCGUUGGAGGCCUGCGAAUUCUGGCUGACGUUAGCUGAGCAGCCCGUCUGCAAGGAAGUGCUGUGCGGGCACCUGUCCAAGCUCACUCCGGUGCUCGUCAACGGGAUGAAGUACUCCGAGAUAGACAUCAUCAUGCUCAAGGGCGACAUCGAGGAGGACGAGGCCAUCCCCGACAGCGAGCAGGACAUUCGCCCUCGCUUUCACCGCUCCCGCACGGUCGCCCAACAGCACGAAGGCGACGGCAUCGAGGAUCAGGUGGAAGACGAUGACUUAGACGACGAUGACGACGAAACUAUUUCGGAUUGGAACCUCCGCAAAUGUUCGGCGGCCGCCUUGGACAUUCUAGCCAACGUGUUUCGGGACGACUUGCUGCUGCACAUUCUGCCGCUUCUCAAAGAGCUGCUCUUCCAUCCCGACUGGGUCGUCAAGGAGUCGGGCAUCCUCGUACUGGGAGCGAUAGCUGAAGGCUGCAUGCAGGGAAUGAUCCCGUACCUCCCCGAGCUGAUUCCUCACCUGAUCCAGUGUCUGUCAGACAAGAAGGCCCUGGUGCGCUCAAUUACUUGCUGGACGCUGAGUCGCUACGCCCACUGGGUUGUCAGCCAGCCCCCCGACGUCUACCUGAAGCCUCUCAUGACCGAGCUACUCAAGCGCAUUCUGGAUAGCAACAAGCGCGUGCAGGAGGCUGCUUGCAGCGCCUUUGCCACCUUGGAGGAGGAGGCGUGCACGGAAUUGGUGCCCUACCUGGCUUUCAUUUUGGACACGCUGGUGUUCGCAUUCAACAAGUACCAGCACAAGAACCUUCUCAUCCUUUAUGACGCCAUCGGAACGCUCGCCGACUCGGUGGGACACCAUCUCAACAAACCGGAAUACAUCCAGAUGUUGAUGCCGCCUCUGAUCCAGAAGUGGAACCAGCUCAAGGAUGAAGACAAAGACCUUUUCCCUUUGUUAGAAUGCCUUUCAUCGGUAGCCACUGCUUUGCAGAGCGGCUUCUUGCCCUAUUGCGAGCCCGUGUACCAAAGAUGCGUCAACCUGGUCCAGAAGACCCUUGCUCAAGCCAUGCUUUACCAGUCACAACCAGAGCAGUACGAAGCACCAGACAAAGACUUCAUGAUUGUGGCUUUGGAUCUUCUCAGCGGUCUGGCCGAAGGUUUGGGAGGCACCAUCGAGCAACUUGUUGCCCGGAGCAACAUCCUCACCCUUAUGUACCAAUGCAUGCAGGACAAAAUGCCCGAAGUGCGUCAGAGUUCCUUUGCUUUGCUGGGGGAUCUAACCAAGGCCUGUUUCCAGCAUGUCAAACCAUGCAUUGCUGACUUUAUGCCCAUACUGGGUACUAAUUUAAAUCCUGAGUUUAUAUCCGUGUGCAACAAUGCAACGUGGGCAAUAGGAGAGAUUGCCAUACAAAUGGGUGAGUACAUUUUUUUUUUUUUUUUUUAUUGUCCAGGGCCUGAAAUGCAGCCGUAUGUUGCAGUGGUGCUGCACCAGCUGGUGGAAAUCAUUAACAGGCCCAAUACGCCGAAAACGCUUCUGGAAAACACAGCAAUAACAAUUGGUCGUCUUGGUUACGUUUGUCCUCAAGAGGUGGCACCCAUGCUACAGCAGUUUAUAAGACCCUGGUGCACCUCCCUGCGGAAUAUAAGGGACAACGAGGAGAAAGACUCUGCUUUCAGAGGAAUUUGUACCAUGAUUAGCGUCAACCCGGGAGGCGUCGUACAGGAUUUUAUUUUCUUCUGUGACGCCGUUGCCUCCUGGGUCAACCCCAAGGAAGAUCUGCGAGACAUGUUCUACAAGAUCCUUCAUGGCUUUCAAAACCAGGUAGGGGAGGAAAACUGGAGGCGCUUUUCUGACCAGUUCCCCAUGCCGUUAAAAGAUCGCCUGGCUACUUUCUAUGGGGUCUAA
Nerophis lumbriciformis (worm pipefish) is the source of this 2712-nucleotide messenger RNA. The record is from RefSeq and is a predicted model, not a curated record. Lineage: Eukaryota; Metazoa; Chordata; Actinopteri; Syngnathiformes; Syngnathidae.